Messenger RNA from Mycetomoellerius zeteki, 913 nucleotides. RefSeq lists its product as uncharacterized. The coding region runs from base 100 to 876 and encodes 258 amino acids. NCBI's taxonomy places the organism in Eukaryota, Metazoa, Arthropoda, Insecta, Hymenoptera, Formicidae. The record is from RefSeq and is a predicted model, not a curated record. The transcript is spliced from 6 exons. Gene Ontology annotation, molecular function: lipid binding.
AUUAAACGAUGCUAGUAUACAUCAGUAAACACGACAAUUUAUAAGACAAAACUAAACAAGCAGAAUUGUACAGUCCAAGAAUGUUGUUCAUUUUUUCCAAUGAAUACCAAAGACAACAUUAAAUCAAAGCUUGAAAAAGGGGCUAUCAUUUAUUAUGUUCAAUCUUAUGCGGAACAGCAUCUUUGUGAGAUAGUAGGAACGAUAAACGAAGAGCAACUUCAAAAUAUUAACAAAUGUCACAAACAUUGUUACAAACAUAGAUGUGAUAAAGACCGCAUUAUUCAUCCUGACAAUUUGAGAGUUGACUUAAACAUAAACAUGCCUGUGGACAUCCUUCUAAAAAACUACACAAUGGUAAACUAUAUUAAACGGAAGAUCAUAUCAAUUGAUAUUCCUAAUUUAGAGGAAACACAUUACAUAAGCCUGAUAUUAGGAAUUGUAAUACCAUGUUAUUUCAAAGCAAAUAAUAUAAUCUUAAGAGAUCUUUCGAAUUUGGAAAGGACGGAAGAUACAGUUAUAUCCAACGUAGGACAAACACAAAGUAUACAAACUGGCUUUAGAUUGUCCACUGUUAAAUUUCAUUGUAAUUAUAAGCUUACAUGUACCUUUAUCACGUUCAGUGGCAAGAUAUUCGGAACUAUUAAAGGAUUAUCAAUAGCGGCAAAACUAAUCAUUGAUUAUGAUAAAGCGUGCACUGUGAAUUUGGAGUACGUCAAAGUAAAAAUUGGCCAAAUCGCUUUACAAAUAACUGGUUUAGGUCUAUUCACUAAUUUAAUAACCAAUCAACUCACUCAUACAAUAAAUACUGAAUUGCGCAACAAAAUCGAAGAAAAUAUCAGGAAGAUCUUUAAACAGCAAAUUCAAAAUUUCAUUUAAAAUUACAGUAUUGAAGUCCUUCAAUCAUAAUCACCCA